Molecule: messenger RNA, 1586 nt
Organism: Daldinia decipiens
Lineage: Eukaryota; Fungi; Ascomycota; Sordariomycetes; Xylariales; Hypoxylaceae
Exons: 3
Coding region: 324-1586 (420 amino acids)
Source: RefSeq, a predicted model, not a curated record
GAUACCUAUUCAUAUAUAGCAGUAAUGGCGACUGUCCGGAGAAGGCGCGCUAAGGAGGAUACGGUUGUCUAGUUAUCGCACCUACCUAAGGUAACUAACCUAAUUCCCACGCACCUUCUGUUAUAUAUAAAUCCUUUUUUGCCGAUCCAAUAUUUAAACAAGAGGGUUUCUCGGUCACUGCUGUUGGUGUCGACCUUAAAGAAACAAACCUCGAAGAGGUAAUUUGCAGCUUCAUUCUUGUUCGCCCGUCCCUUCUCCAAUGCAUUAGUCAACUCUUCUACGGGAAUUUCUACCCUUCUCUUUUUGAGCUUUGAGGAGGAACAAUGCCGUCCAGCUCGGGCGGUACUCGCGCCCCUCACCUGAGAUGCAUAAAGUGCAUGGCCACAUUUGCCGAUCAGCGUGGCCUAUACCUUCAUCAGCAGCAACAGGGACACCUAGCUUGUGGUUUUUGCAAACAGUCUUUCCAUGAUAUAAAGGCCCUGAUUAAACAUCGAGCAGAAGACCAUAAAGCAGAACAAGACCUUCCCUGUCCCGGUUGCGGUAUGAAGUUUGCCUCUGCAGGAACAUGGAUGCGCCAUGUCGAAAAGGGCAACUGCCAUGGUAUCUUUCCUUCAGAUAUAUCUGGAAAUAUUGUCCAAGCCGUAGAGUCUAUUACGAAGACUUUAGGCAAAUCCAGAUUCGAGGAUGUUGACUACACCAUCAAUCCGGGAAAUCCGGGCAGAUCGUAUACUGAGAUCGGUGACGUCUGGGGAGACGAAUGGAACAAGGAGCAGAGCCUUGAUGCGCGAGACCACCCCGAGCGAUUUCCGAGAACCGCAAAGCAGGAGUUCUACCAAGGCGGCUCAAAGCAGCCUGACCUGCUGACGGGAGAUGAUGGGGCCAGUCUUGAACAGCGCCCAUUCAAUGCUUGGGCUCAGAAGAAAAAUCUGUUCCCGGAGAAGGCAGCACAUCGAGCUGUACCACCUCCGCCGUCUCUCCUUGAGAAUAUGACAAGACCGUCCCCUUCGACCCAGCCUGCUGGAGAGCGCAUCCUCGACCCGGACAACCCGGGCUUCAACGCGGGAUUGUUUUGGAAUCCCUUCCUGAAGACUUUCAAAUGUCCCCACAAGGAAUGCAGUUCGAAGCACUCUACUGCACAAAGCUUGGUCUCCCAUCUAAGAUCACCGGCACACACCGGUACUCCUUUCCAGUGCCCGGGAUGCACAAAUGUCUUCACAUCCGGCAGUUCAUGGGUUCAGCAUGCAGAUAACGUAAACGAAGAGAAGUGCCGCAUUCGAAACACGGCGUUUUAUAGGCAAGUGCUAAACACGGCUACCAAAGGUGCCUUGAAAAUCGACACCCUCAUCAAGCUUGCGAACGAUACGGCGAAGGUGACGUUUGAUGAUGACUGGGCCGCAUCCAAGCAACGUGGUCCUGGUCCUGUGCCAGGCUCCGAGGAAUGGGUAAAGGAGAAGGAAGCUGAGGCCUCCAAGUCUCAGUCGGAUUCAGAAAAGUCUCAGCCAGGCCCGGAGAAGUCUCAAUCAGACUUAGGGAAGUCCGAAUCAGACGCAGGAAAGAAAAUUACCCACGAGGAGUACAUAUGGUAG